GAAGAUGUGGCAACGAUUUGGCAUUCAUGUGACACUGAUGCUCGUCAUCGUCCUGGCGAGCACACACUCGGCUGUCAUACGCCCAGCAGAGCCAGUGGAGACGACAACAGCAAACACAUUGCACGAUGCCGAGGAGACGACGACAAUGGCGACGGUGGAGAGCAGCACACCACAGUUUGCAGUGAGUCGCGACAAGGAUGCGACUGUGCAAAUAGAACUUGAGGCUAGUGUAGAUCCAGCGCCAGGUACAGUGGAAGGCGAUCUGAAUGUGAGGCUGGACAGGCAGCCGCAGAAGUCAGCCAAACUGUUGCUAUUGAGCACGCCCGCCAAGCGACCCGCUGAGGUGGAACAGCAGUUCGAGGAGCCGGAUGAAAGCGAGACCGCAGCUGUUGGCAGUUCGGAGGCCAACGUGCCGACCACAACGCCACAGCAGCAGGAGGAGCAAUUGGAUAACACCAGCACCACGGAGCACACAGAGACAACAACAGAGGCGGCAGCAGCAGUCACUACAGCAGCAACAAUUGACCGCAAAGCAACAACUGCAACAACAACCAAAUUGUUUGCCAUUGAUGCGACAAUAUCCUCGAAGGACUCGUCUGAGCCGAACGUCGCUGUUGCCGUUGCCACAGACAAUGCCACAAUUUCGAUUGCCGAGCAGCCGCAGCCAGCUGGCAACAACAAUGUGGCCAUUGAGUUGGCCCUCGUUGAACCUGAGGCCGAGUACGUGCUGCUCGACACAAGCCCGGACCUGGCAUCCGUCUCCGUCUCGUCGGUCACACAUGAUGAACUGCAGCUGGGCAGCUUCACGCACAUUGACAGCGAUGCUCACUUGCAGCCUGUGGUGCAUUCUGUGGAAAUCGUGCCCACUCGCUUCGAUGACCCCCUCAUUGUCAAUUAUGUGCACAAUUUCCGCUGAUUCUCUCUCCACGCAGCUAAGCAAAAUGGCCACAUCCAUCGCUGUGACCGCAAAGUUAAUGUUUGUUUUUAUGUUUUACACAACGAAAUACAUUUAACAGAAUUAGUUUUAGGCAAUUAACAAUCGAAAAUUUAUUAAAGAAAAACAUUUACUACUCUGAGAAAAUUGUAUUUG
Drosophila albomicans is the source of this 1090-nucleotide messenger RNA. RefSeq lists its product as uncharacterized. The coding region runs from base 5 to 916 and encodes 303 amino acids. The record is from RefSeq and is a predicted model, not a curated record. The transcript has a single exon. NCBI's taxonomy places the organism in Eukaryota, Metazoa, Arthropoda, Insecta, Diptera, Drosophilidae.